Nymphaea colorata (pocket water lily) is the source of this 3432-nucleotide messenger RNA. Its product is annotated as poly [ADP-ribose] polymerase 1. Lineage: Eukaryota; Viridiplantae; Streptophyta; Magnoliopsida; Nymphaeales; Nymphaeaceae. Gene Ontology annotation, cellular component: nucleus. Gene Ontology annotation, molecular function: NAD binding; DNA binding; NAD+ poly-ADP-ribosyltransferase activity. The transcript is spliced from 20 exons. The coding region runs from base 102 to 3050 and encodes 982 amino acids. The record is from RefSeq and is a predicted model, not a curated record.
UCGAACGGUCCGUUCCACAAUGACACCGUCUCUCCCUUCCUUCCUCCCUCCCUCCUGUUGAAAAACAGGCAUUCGGAGGACAUCGGCGAAGACCAAGCAGAAUGGCUAACCCUCCGAAGCCAUGGAAGGCGGAGUACGCUAAGUCCUCACGAUCCUCCUGCAAGACCUGCAAACUGCCCAUUGACAAGGAUAGGCUUCGUCUCGGCAAGAUGGUUGCCGCUACCCAGUUCGACGGUUACAUGCCUAUGUGGAAUCAUGCUGCCUGCAUCUUGAAGAAAGCAAACCAAAUUAAAUCUAUUGAUGAUGUUGAAGGCUUGGAUUUGCUUCGAUGGGAAGACCAACAAAAUAUUCGGAAACAUGUUGAGGUUGGAACUCUGGGUACUAAAACACAUUCUGCAAGUGCUGAUGAGUGCAGCAUUGAAGUUUCACAAACUUCUCGUGCUACCUGCAAACUUUGCAACCAAAAAAUUGAGAAAGGAAAGGUUCGUGUAUCUGCAAAGCCCAAUGAACAGGGUAGCAGAGGUGUUUCUUGGUACCAUGCUAACUGUUACGUGGAUAUUCAUUCAUCUAUCAGAAUGGAGGAGCUAAGGGGCUGGGUUGACCUACCAAAUGAGGAAAAAAUUUGCCUCACCAGAAUUUCUAAGAAAGAAGCACUAGAUAAUGAGGUCUCACAACAGUCCAGGGGAACAAAACGCAAAAAAGCUGUUACUACAGAGAAUCAGAAAAAAGUUCCCAAAGCAGAAGAAAAUGCCUCAGCAAGAAUCAAUUCUACUAAAAACAAAGCCACUGAAUUAGGAAAGGUUGGGUCCGAUGCAGCAAUUUUGGAAAGAAAGCUUGAAGAGCAGACAAAGGCAUUGUGGGCUGUAAAGGAUGAUCUCCGUAAACAUGUUAAAACAGUGGAACUGCGAGAAAUGCUUGAAGCUAAUAAUCAAGACUCAGCAGGAUCAGAAUAUGAUUUGCGGGAGCGAUGUGCUGAUGGGAUGCUCUUUGGUGCACUAAGCAGCUGCCCCGUCUGUUCAGGUUCACUUCAUUAUUCUGGAGGAAACUAUAGAUGCCAUGGGUAUGUGUCUGCAUGGAGUAAGUGUUCUUAUUCAUGCAAUACACCUGACCGCAUACAAGGAAAGUGGAAAAUUCCAGAAGGGACAGCUAGUGAUUACCUUUGUAAGUGGUUCAAAUCCCAAAAAGUUAAAAAGCCUGCCCGAGUUCUUCCUCCAGAAUCUUUGAACCAACCAAGUGCAAGUGUGGGUGCCAGAUCAUCUGCUUUCUCUGACAGUGGAAGAUUGGCAGAUUUAAAGGUUGCUAUUGUUGGCAAAUCGGGGGAACCACUGGAAAAGUGGAAAAAAAUGAUCAAAGAUGCAGGCGGAGUAUUUCAUGCAAAGACAAAAAAAGAAACAAGUUGUUUGGUUGUCAUGGGUGAAAUCGAUGAACUUGUGGUGGAGGUUAGAAAAGCUAGAAGGAUGAAGGUGCCCAUUGUAAGAGAAAAUUAUCUGGUUGAUUGUAUUGAGAAGCAGAGGCGACUUUCAGUGGCACAAUAUGUGGUUGAGUCUGUUGUUGAGGUUUCAAAAAAUGAGGUAAUGACUGUAAAAGUUAAAGGGCGAAGUUCUGUGCAUGAAUCUUCUGGUCUGCAGGAUUCUGGUCAUAUAUUGGAGGAUGGAAAUAGCAUAUACAAUACGACUUUGAAUAUGUCUGAUUUAUCAACUGGGAUUAAUAGCUUUUAUAUCCUGCAAGUUAUUGAAGAUGAUCGAGGUGCAGAUUGUUUUGUGUUUCGAAAAUGGGGUCGAAUUGGAAAUGAUAAGAUUGGUGGAACCAAAUUGGAGGAGAUGUCAAAAUCUGAUGCAAUCCAUGAAUUUAAACGUUUAUUCCUAGAGAAAACUGGAAAUACAUGGGAGGCAUGGGAAGGGAAGCAAAAUUUUGAAAAGCAGCCUGGCAGAUUUUUCCCGUUGGAGAUUGAUUAUGGGGUUAAUAAACAACUAAUUGAAAAAGAUCAUUACCAUGAGAGCCAGCUAGCUCCAAGAUUGUUGGAAUUGAUGAAGAUGCUUUUUGAUGUUCAGAAAUACAGAGCUGCUAUGAUGGAGUUUGAAAUUAAUAUGACAGAGAUGCCUCUUGGGAAAUUAAGCAAAAGCAAUAUCCAAAAGGGAUUUGAAGCAUUAACAGAGAUUCAAAACCUGUUAUCAAAUCAGACGUACAUGCCAUCUAUGAAGGCGAGCUUGAUUGUUGAUGCAAGCAACCGCUUUUUCACUAUAAUACCUUCAGUCCAUCCACAUAUUAUCAAAGAUGAAGAUGAUCUUAAGUCAAAGGUAAAAAUGUUAGAAGCUCUUCAAGAUAUGGAAAUAGCUUCUAAAAUUGUUGGUUUUGAUAUUGAAAGUGACGUCUCUCUCGAUGAGAAGUAUAAGAAGCUUUGCUGUGAUAUUGUGCCACUAGACCAUGAUAGUGCAGAUUAUCAGCUGGUUAAGAAGUUCCUUCUCAGCACACAUGCCCCCACACACAAGGAUUGGGCUCUUGAGCUGGAAGAUGUUUAUGCACUUGAAAGGGAAGGGGAGUUGGACAAAUAUGCACCUUACAAAAGCAAGCUCAAGAAUCGAAUGCUACUCUGGCAUGGUUCUAGAUUGACAAAUUUUGUUGGUAUUCUCAGUCAAGGUCUAAGAAUAGCACCUCCUGAAGCCCCGGCAACUGGAUAUAUGUUUGGUAAAGGCAUCUAUUUUGCGGACCUGGUCAGUAAGAGUGCACAAUAUUGUUACACUGAUAAGAAGGACCCAGUGGGCUUGAUGCUUCUCAGUGAAGUUUCUUUAGGGGAGAUGUAUGAGCUCAAGAAAGCAACAUAUAUGGAAAGACCUCCUGAAGGCAAGCACUCAACCAAAGGGAUAGGCAAAACCAUGCCUAAACUGUCGGACUAUGAAAAAUGGAAGGAUGAAGUUGUCGUGCCAUGCGGCAAGCCAGUUUCAUCGCGUAUUAGGGCAUCUGAACUCAUGUACAAUGAGUACAUAGUUUAUAAUACAUCACAGGUGAAAAUGCAGUUUCUGCUCAAGGUAAGGUUUCAUCACAAGAGGUAACUAUGCAACUAUUUGGAUAAACAUAUGGGGAUACAAGACCAUGGCACUGUGGCACUGCAUUUUGAAGGGCGCGCUGAGAUAUGUAUAAAUUUUGGAUUGCUAGUGCGAUGCAGGUUUUAGGUGUUCUAUAUAUAUAUAUAUAUAGAGGGAGAGAGAGCGAGAGAGAGAGAGAGAGAGAGAGAGAGAGAGAGAGAGAGAGAAUGGCUUCAGUCUGUCAGGUUGCUCUGUUUGCAUCUGCGAAUGGCUUCAGUCUGAUUGGGUUUUUGUGGUUCAGUUUGCAUCUGCAUCUGAUGGGCAGGAUGUAUCUAGUCGUUCUCAUGCUAAAACUUAUUUGAGCUCCAACAAUUCCACGUUUCAGUGCUCACAGAGACAUUGGCGUAAA